CCUGUCUACUACACCGUCUCUGACGUGCCACCCAAACCGCCGCUGUCUCCUCUCCUCCGGCCAGCCGUAAGACUCACCACCCUCCUCUGCAUGUCCAACGGUCGAGCAUCAUGCUAAUCUGUCGACGUAAUGUAGUUUACUCGCCAGCUUCAGUCACUGGGGACAAAAUGAUGCCAUCAUUGUGACAGCACAGAGGGAAACAGGGCCUGAUCAUGGGAGACAGAAGGAGGUCAACAUGUGCCGAAAUCUGUCCAAAUAUGCCCUCAUCUUCCUCUUUCUAGCCCUGUCUGGCCUAAUCUUCCUGCUACGCAACAUCCACACCGUGGAGAACUGGAACUGCCACACUAUUUCAGCUCUCUACCAACUCCAGAGUCGUAUCCAGUCGUCUUUCAUCCCAGUAAAUCUCCCCACUUUCCAUCACAACCGAACCUUCUGUGCCCAUCUGGGCCAGAAACCCUCCCCCGAAGAUGAGCUGGAGGAACGAUACCUGUUGGACUCUAUCGCCUGGCCUGGGCCUCCACCUCACUCUGCACCAACCACCCUGCGCCAGACAAGUGACCCCGUUCACAGCCUGUUCGCCAUCCUUCCCACUAAGGGAGGAAGGGAGUGGCAUGUGGGCGACCAGCUGGAGGCCCUCGUCCAAAUGCAUGACUUCCAGGGUCGUCCAAAGCGAUACGGUGGGGAUUUCCUUUUGGCCAGAUUGCACUCUCCUGAGUUUGGAGCAGGUGUAGCAGGUAAGGUACUGGACCACAGGAAUGGAUUUUAUUCCGCCAUGUUCCCGCUCCUCUGGCUGGGGUCUGCACAAGUUGAGAUUACGUUGGUGCACUCCAGCGAGGCCGUUAGUGUGCUGCGUCGGCUGAGGGAAGAACGUCCGGAUCGAGUGUUUUUCAAGAGUCUGUUCCGACUGGGCUUCCUGUCUGAAACUACAGUGUGCAACAUGUGCCUGCCACCUGACCAGCAGCCUCUGUGCAACUACACAGACCUUUACACAGGGGAGCCCUGGUACUGCUACAAGCCUAAGAUGCUCAGCUGUGACACCAGAGUCAACCACGCCAAAGGAGGCUAUCUGAAACACCUCAUCACCAACAAAGAAGCAUUGCUCUUCCAGAGUGGUGUAAACAUUAAAGUGCGAAUACACGCUUCAGGACCCGACAGAAUCGACGUGCUGCCUCCGAGGACAGAUAAAGUAGAGGUAGAAAGCAGCAGUAUAAAUCCAGAACACAUUAAGCUAGGAACGUCUGGAUAUUACUACGAGGACUCAUGGAGGCCGUUAAAUGGUGUUACAAUGCGCCAGUUCAAUGAAUCAUCUGCCAUCACUCAGUGUUUGAAGAACAAGGUGAUCAACAUGUACGGGGACUCUACCGUCAGGCAGUGGUUUGAGUACCUCAUUGCUUUAGUACCAGGAUUAAAGGAGUUCAACCUGAACAGUCCUAAAAACGUCGGGCCUUUCAUGGCGGUGGACAGCGCCCAUAAUAUACUCUUGAAGUACCGCUGCCAUGGGCCUCCCAUCCGCUUCUCCACCGUCAUGUCCAAUGAGUUGCGGUACGUUUCGAACGAGCUGGACGGCCUCUCUGGGGGUCCCAACACCGUCGUGGUGCUCAGCAUUUGGGCCCAUUUCAGCACUUUUCCAGUGGAAGUGUACAUACGGCGGCUCCGUCACAUUAGGCGGUCACUGGUGAGACUUCUGGAACGAGCGCCCGGAACAAUUGUUGUGAUCCGCUCGGGCAACCUUCAAGCUCUGGACCAAGAAGUGAGCCUGUACAACAGUGACUGGUACUCCCUGCAGCUCGAUGAGGUGCUCAGGUCCAUGUUCAAGGGAGUGAACGUGCUGCUGGUGGACGCCUGGCAAAUGAGUGUAGCGCACCACCUUCCUCACGCCCUCCAUCCACCUCCAGUCAUCGUCAGGAACAUGAUAGACACGAUUUUGUCUUACAUUUGCCCAGAGAAGUAAAAGAGAGAACCUGUAGUAUAAAAUAAGUGGAUUGUGUUGUUAAAAGAACCGCAUACGUUUACUGUAUGAAUCCAUCAACCAGUUCUUUAAUUUGUGUUUUCCAAAGCUACUAUCCCUUUAAAUAGUUUUUAGUGAUUUAAUUUGACUUCUAGUACAGAUCUCUGUUAACUUGCCUGUUUUGAUUUAAUUUUGAAUCCCACAAAACUAAUUUUAUUCUGAAAAUGCCAAAGACUUGGCACAGUGAUUGUUACUUUCCAUCUGCUUUCCUUACCAAAGUGUUUUGUGUGCGUAUGCAGUAUUAUUUACUUAAAGGCAGAAUAUGUAGGAUAAGUCUGCUGUAUCACUUUUGUAUAAGCCUAUCCAUUGUUUGUUUUUGUAGGAAAAUCCUACUCAUUCUGCCUUUACAUUGUCUGUAUUUGAGUUGGUAUUCUUCCAAAGUCGCAGUUUCAACUUUAUAUUUGUUUGUUAGUUUUGCCAAAGCCGAAGACUCAUUGAGUUGUAAUUUUUAUGAUUUUCCUCAGGCUAAAAAUGUGUUAUUGUGCUCUGUUGCCAAGUUGCCAUGGCUGCAUUUAUAUUAUAGCACUUUUAUCCAAAGUGCAUUGCAUUUUUUAUGUUGUCCAAAAAACUUAAUACAACUCAUCUCAAAGAUAAAACCUGCAACUCUUUGGUCAAUUAUUGAGGAACAUUGUUUCAGCUUUAAUAUCCCCGUACGUCACUUAAAAAAAUAACUUCUGAAUAUUCGAUUGUUAUGGACAGAACUGUGUCAACACAACCAGCAAACAAAGGGGAAUGUUUAAGGCUGGAGUUAUAUGUUCCUGUACUAGUUAGCCUGUUUUUCUUGUUGUUUUUCUGUUUCCCCUCACUUGCAACUGACAGAUCAGCCAUUCAGCCUUGAGACAAGUUUCACAAUGCAUCACUUCUGAUGCCGUUUUAAUUUGAGGCUUUACCUUUGCCUACAGUUUUUGCUAAUAUCACACUUUUGUAUAAAAAGCUACCUUUCUACUGCAAAAAUUGCUUUCCUUAUAUGUUCAAUUUUAGUUCUCGAUGUUUUAUAUGGACAAAUGAUCAUGAUGAAAUACUGUACGCUGGCACAUGUUCAUCAUUGGGACACAGUGAAGAUUGGAGAAGACAGUUAUCAGAUCUGUGUUACAAAGAUAAAAUGUGCCUAUUUUCUGUCUUAUCCUGUUUGUCCCUGAAUAUGAUCAGAGGCUGACGAUCAGUAGACUUUGUCAUAAGAGCAGAGCUACAGUCAGGCUGCCAGUGUCAAUUGUGUGCUUUUCUAACUGUUCAAAGGAGUGUUUCAUGACUGUAUUUUGUCAUUUUCUUACUCAAACUGGUGGUUAGAUCAAGCAGUAAAAACAGGUUUGAGAUGAAGCUGAACGUCAUAUCUAUAUAUUAUUUAUAUCACUUUAUGGGGGUAUGAUAAUAUUCUUGACAAACUGGGGAUGCAUCUUUUACCAUGCCUUUUCCUGAUCUUUAAGUUCAAGUAAAUAAACUGUUACCAUGGCA
Molecule: messenger RNA, 3460 nt
Organism: Centropristis striata (black sea bass)
Lineage: Eukaryota; Metazoa; Chordata; Actinopteri; Perciformes; Serranidae
Gene: nxpe3
Product: neurexophilin and PC-esterase domain family, member 3
Exons: 6
Coding region: 236-1951 (571 amino acids)
Source: RefSeq, a predicted model, not a curated record